Molecule: messenger RNA, 3246 nt
Organism: Nerophis ophidion (straightnose pipefish)
Lineage: Eukaryota; Metazoa; Chordata; Actinopteri; Syngnathiformes; Syngnathidae
Gene: paxbp1
Product: PAX3 and PAX7 binding protein 1
Exons: 18
Coding region: 130-2880 (916 amino acids)
Biological process (GO): positive regulation of transcription by RNA polymerase II; mRNA splicing, via spliceosome
Cellular component (GO): nucleus
Molecular function (GO): DNA binding
Source: RefSeq, a predicted model, not a curated record
UAAAAACGAAGAAGAAAGUCACUCCGGUAGAAAAUGGCUCUCGUGGAGAACUGGUGUAAUGUCGCUCCGAUCUGACUGCGGCGUAUCAGUAUUUAUCGGCAUGCGUGAUCGUUCCUAAUUUCAUCCAAAAUGUUCAAAAAGGCCAAACGAGCUAACUUCCGACGAAGGAACGCGUCCGACGAGGAAGAGCACGAGGAGAAGGUGCAGCCGAUGCUGGCGCCGACGUUGUUCGGGCCUGUUUUGGAGGAAGUGCCGUUCCUGGAGACGUCCAACAACAACAACAACAGCAGCUACAACGUCAGCUUAGCCCCCAGUAGUAACGGUUUUACGGGCGGCUUUAACAGCAGCAGAGCCUCCAAGAAGGACAAGAAGCCGAAAGAAAGCAGUGCGGUGGUGUUUGGACCCACCAAAGCGAGCCUGCUGAGUUUCGACGAUGAAGAAGAAGAAGAAGGAGUCUUCAAUGUCUUCAGAGUAAAGAAGCCCACUCACAGCAAGAAAAUAGUCAAGCAGCUGAAGAAGGAAUAUAAAGAUGAUUUGGAGAAGGGUGGCGUUGCCAAAUCAGACACUCCGCCUCAUCCUGCUGUCACGGUCAAAGAGGAAGUCGUCGUCUCCAGCAAUGUGGGCAAAGAAGAAAUGGAGGUGGACAGCGCUGACGACCAGGGGGAAGAUGUGAAAGAUCAAGGAACGAGUCAGGUGUCCAAGAGCAUCAGCAACCCAGGAGCGACAUUCAGUACUCUCUCCUCCCUCAGCACUCUCAGACCUGGUGAGAUCCCUGACGCAGCCUUCAUUCACGCUGCCAGAAAGAGGCGACAGCUAGCCAGAGAGCUGGGUGGAGACGCCCCCCUGGUCGAGACAGAAACACCAAAGAAACGCAUGACACAAGAUGACCAAGAUGGCAGCGACGACGAAGACGAGGACGAGAAGAGGAUUAGCUUUAGCGGCGUGAAGAGCAAAACACAGAGGCAAAAGAUCGCAGAGGAGAUAGGUAUCGAGGGGAGUGAUGACGAGGCGCUGGAUACUGGUGCUGAUGAGGAAGUCAGUCGGUGGGAGCAGGAGCAGAUUAGGAAAGGAAUCAGCAUACCUCAGGUCCAAAGCAGCCAACCAGAGGACAGCACAGCCUACUAUCAGAACAGCUACGGGGCUCAGCCUUAUGGCGCUUCCUACAGCAUGCCCUUCACAUACAGCACUGCGCCCUCGCAGACCUGCAAGACCCUUGGCCUGGCAGACAACAGUUCUGUUCACUUUGGCGUCUCUGUUAGUGACUUAGCCCCAGUGUCCAUUGAUCUGGUAAAGAAACGCCUCCAGGAUAGGCUCAGCCACAUGCGCACAAGCCGCGACGCCAAUGCUAAACGCUACAGUCAGAUCCAAGAAGACUUAACUGCCUCAGAGAAGACCAUUCAGCAGCUGGACGGCUCGUCCAAUGACAAUGCAGAUCAAUAUAAAUUCUUGCAAGAGAUGCGAGGGUAUGUUGGAGACUUGCUUGAGUGUUUCGGUGAAAAGGUGCCUGCUGUCCUGGAGCUGGAGGCUGCCAUGCACCAGUUACUAAGGCAACGGGCCUCUCGACUGGUCCAGAGAAGACAGGAUGAUAUAAAAGAUGAAUCGGCGGAGUUUGCAAGCCUUUCAAAUAAAGCCAUCAUGGCUCCCAAUCUGGAUACUUUUGGUCGCGACCGCACAAUGUACCAAGAGAAUAAUCGUCAGAGGAGGAUAGCAGAAAGAGAGGCGCGACGAGCUCGCCGGCGUCAAGCUCGAGAGCAGAAUGGAAAGUGGGCGGAGCACAAAGAAGGUCUGUCGUCUGAUGAUGAGGAGACGUCUACAGACAUCACCAGCUUCGACAUGGAGCACGAUCGUAUCGCAAAAGAAUGUAAGAAAGUGUUUGAGGAUGUGGUGGAAGACUUUCAUUCCCUGGAUUACAUCAAAUCCCAGUUUGAAGUUUGGAGGCGGGACUACGCCGACUGCUACAGAGAUGCGUACAUAGGCCUAUGCCUGCCCAAACUCUUCAGCCCUUUGGUUAGACUGCAGCUUAUCACAUGGAACCCUCUUGAGGCGCAGUGUACAAACUUUGAGUACAUGCUCUGGUUUGAGUCACUGCUGUUCUAUGGAUUUGAGGAGAACAACACAUUGCAGAAAGGAGAUAGCGACAUCGGCCUGCUGCCUGCUAUUGUGGAAAAGGUCAUUCUCACCAAACUGACAGCGAUCUCAGAACAAGUGUGGGACCCGUUAUCGAGCAGCCAGACUGCCAGACUGGUGGCCUUCAUUCGCAGACUGAUAAAAAGCUACCCAACUGUGCUCCAUGGGGACAACCAAUACACACAGGAGCUGUUAAAAACUAUUGUCAUGCGGGUGCGGCGGACACUCGAUGAGGAUGUUUUCCAGCCCCUCUACCCCAAAAAUUUGCUGGAAAACAAGAACAGCGGUCCUUACUUAUUCUACCAGAGGCAAUUCUGGACUUGUGUGAAGCUGUUAGGAAACAUUUUGCAAUGGGAAGGGAUUCUCUCGACUUCCUGCUUAAAAGACUUGGCUUUAGACAGCACUCUGAAUAGAUACAUCCUCUCUGCACUGCAGACCACCGAUACCAACGAGGACAAUGUUUACAAGUCCCAGAAGGUUGUGGAAUAUCUGCCAGCACAUUGGUUCUCUGGGCUGAAGCACCAGCAGACGCUGCCUCAGCUAGAGCCUCUGUGUCGUUACCUCGUGCAUUUGGCCAACUCUUUGUACCGCAGCAGCCAGGGGGCGGCUGAUACCCAACGACGGGCGACAAAGGAGCAAGUGAAAGAGAUUGUAAAGAUGCUGGCCCACAUGAAGGCGGUGGACCACAUCAUCACUCUGGCAGCAGAGCAAGGCAUCAAGGACAUUAAAGCUCUUUUGGAAGCCAAGUCAUAGACCGCCAUCAGUAUCAGUAAACAACUCCUCACUCAACUACUGUAUAGACAUUUCCAUCUCUGCAGUCAGUUUGCCCGUGGAAGUGAAGUGUAAAUACUGUGAAUAAUGUACAGAAAUGUUUGUUUUCUUUAAUGCGCUUGUCUAACACUUUUCCUGUAAAGUUCACCUCCCUUCCUAAUGCAGUUGGACUCAUCAAGUGACAGAUGAGUUGAUGUAAAAAGUGUCCAACUGUUUUUACCUCAGCAACUCUUUACCAUCUGUUCUUAGUGACUUUAGUUAGAAACAGCACACAGGACAAAGAUACAUGUCUCACCAUCAGCACUGAUUGAACCUAUUGUUUGGGAAUAAAACAUACAGUUGAAAGUG